AUGUCUCAAGCACUCAAGUGGGGUAUUAUCGGUACCGGCAACAUUGCCCAUACAUUUGCCAAGGGUCUUCAAGUCGCGCAAAAGGGUGAUUUAGUGGCCGUGGGCAGCCGAGCCGAGGCAACCGCUGUCAAGUUUGGUAGCCAAUAUGGUGUCCCCAAAGAGCACUGUUACAGCUCCUACGCCGAUCUUCUCAAGGAUCCCAAUGUCGACGUUGUAUACAUUUCAACUCCCCAUCCCCAACAUUGUGAAGUCGCCAUUCAAUGUGCCAAGGCUGGAAAGCACAUGCUGGUUGAGAAGCCCUUUGCCAUGAACGAGACCGAGGCCAAACGUAUUAUUGCUGCCGUCAAGGAACACAACGUCUUUAUGAUGGAGGCUUACAUGUAUCGUAUUCAUCCACAAACGCUCAAGGUGGUGGAUCUUGUCAAGGAGGGCAAGGUUGGUACUGUCAAGGUCGUUCGUGCCAACUUUUCUUUCAAUGGUUUCCCUCUUGGUCCAUCGUCGCGUCUGUGGCAAAACGAGCUUGGUGGUGGUGCUAUCCUUGAUAUUGGUGGUUAUCCCAUGUCCUUCUGCCGUUUGAUUGCUGGUGCAGCUCAAAACACUGAUCCCAUCAACCCUGUUCAAGUCAAGGCUGUUGGCUAUGUUCAACCUGAUACAAAGGUGGAUGAAUGGUCCGUCGCAUCCGUUGCAUUUGAAAACAACAUCAGUGGACAACUCUUUACUGGUGUCUUUGCCGAUACUGAAACAUACGUUCAAGUCAUUGGUGAUAAGGGAUCCAUCCGUGUCCAGAAUUUGUGGCGACCUGAUAUCCCUGCCAUGGGCCCAGUUCGCGUUGAAUACACCGAAUUUGGCAAGGAAGCUGUGGAUGUGCCUCUCGAUAUUCCUCAACCCAACAUUUACGCCAUUGAAGCUGAUGCUGUGGCAGAUGCCAUCUUUGCAGGAGAGAAGGAGUGCAAGUAUAUGACAUGGGAAGAUAGUAUGGGUCAAGUUAGAGCUCUGGAUCAGUGGCGAAAGGAGAUCGGAUUGACUUAUCCUGCUGAUAAUGUUUAA
Lichtheimia ornata is the source of this 1047-nucleotide messenger RNA. RefSeq lists its product as uncharacterized. Gene Ontology annotation, molecular function: nucleotide binding. The record is from RefSeq and is a predicted model, not a curated record. The coding region runs from base 1 to 1047 and encodes 348 amino acids. Lineage: Eukaryota; Fungi; Mucoromycota; Mucoromycetes; Mucorales; Lichtheimiaceae. The transcript has 2 exons.